CGCCUUCCUCCCGUCCUUUCCUUCCUCUGGCGCAGCGGAGAGAGGUGUGAAACAAUGUCGGCUCACUUGCAGUGGAUGGUCAUCAGGAACUGCUCUAGUUUCUUGAUUAAGAGGAACAAGCAAACUUACAGCACUGAGCCAAACAAUCUAAAGGCCAGGAACUCAUUUCGUUACAAUGGACUCAUCCACAGGAAAACAGUCGGCAUUGAUGCUGCUGCUGAUGGAAAGGGCAUUAUUGUUGUCCUGAAGAAGAAUGCUGGCCAACGUAAACCUGCUACAUCCUAUGAAAAAAUCACAAUCAACAAGAACUCGCGUGCCACACUUAAUAGUGUGCGCCAUAUUAUCCGCAAGAAUAAGUACAGGAAAGAUCUCCGUAUGGCCGCACUUCGUCGUGCGAGUGCUAUCUUGAGGAGCCAGAAACCAGUUGUGGUGAAGAAGAAACGUUCCCGCGCUGCCAAGACUGCAUAAAAAUUCCAGCAGACAGUUUAAUAAAAUAAUUGAACACA
Hyla sarda is the source of this 506-nucleotide messenger RNA. It is a transcript of the gene RPL28, whose product is annotated as ribosomal protein L28. The coding region runs from base 55 to 468 and encodes 137 amino acids. The record is from RefSeq and is a predicted model, not a curated record. Gene Ontology annotation, cellular component: ribosome; cytosolic large ribosomal subunit. NCBI's taxonomy places the organism in Eukaryota, Metazoa, Chordata, Amphibia, Anura, Hylidae. Gene Ontology annotation, biological process: translation. The transcript has 5 exons. Gene Ontology annotation, molecular function: structural constituent of ribosome.